AUGAUUUUAUUAAAAUUAUAUUCUCCUCAAGRUCUAUUGACUGUUUCAAUGUGCCAUAUACUUCUUAAUAACCUGGGACAUGCCACCGCACGUUCCAACAUUGAAAUUUGGCGUGCUUCUAUUCUUCUACGAAACAUCAAUCCACCACGACUCUGCAACGGUACCAACUACCAGGAUUUCAGAAAAAAGUUGAUGAACAACAUUAUCCAAGUUGAAAUUUUAAAUAGAAAGCUUAAAGGCGAAGAUGUACUGUUGCCAUGCAUCCCAAUGAUUCCAACAGAUAUGCCUUUUGAAUUCAAACGUUUGCAGUUUCCAGUGCGACUCGCCUUUGCAAUGAUCAUUAACAAAGCACAAGGACAAUUGCUGCAAGAGUGUGGACGGAAUUUGGAAAAUCCAUGCUUCUCACAUGGAMAGCUGUAUGAGGCAUACUCAUACGUCUGGAAAUCUUCUGAUUUAUUUGUGUGCGCACCAAAAGGAUGA
This is a messenger RNA of Diuraphis noxia (Russian wheat aphid), 480 nucleotides long. RefSeq lists its product as uncharacterized. The record is from RefSeq and is a predicted model, not a curated record. Lineage: Eukaryota; Metazoa; Arthropoda; Insecta; Hemiptera; Aphididae.